GUACUCUGUGCUACCCACCCACGCUCCACUCCCCAGAAGACAAGACGUCUCAUCCAGUACCAAAAAAAACAAAGAAACAAAACAAAAAGGCACAAUGAAGUUCAUCCUCCCCGCCCUCCUCUUCCUCGCCGCCGCCGUGUCAUCCCAAGACGUCAACGUGGUGCUCGACUACAGCGACGGUCUGCCUCUCUGCUGCGAAACCCACGACUACCUCUCCGAAGCGACGGAUGAUGUCGUGCACCAGGUGACCAGUGCCUUUGAGGGGGCUGGUGGUGGGGCCUGGGAUCUGGGUGAGGUUGUUGCGGGUGAAUGCAAAACCGCGUUCCCCCCCGCCUGGGGCCCCGAGGAUCGCGAAUCCUGCGAGGACGGGCUGACGGCCGUUUGGUGUAAGAAGCAUGCUGCUUGGACGUUGACGAUCAACGGGACUUCGACUCCUCGUGAUGUUCACGGACAGUGCCACUACUAGAGGUGGUUGUGGGAGAUAUGAUGGACAAUGAGGGUUGGUUGGAUUGGGUGGGAUUAAUUGGAUGAUGGUGUAUG
Aspergillus heteromorphus CBS 117.55 is the source of this 540-nucleotide messenger RNA. RefSeq lists its product as uncharacterized. The record is from RefSeq and is a predicted model, not a curated record. The transcript is spliced from 3 exons. The coding region runs from base 95 to 466 and encodes 123 amino acids. Lineage: Eukaryota; Fungi; Ascomycota; Eurotiomycetes; Eurotiales; Aspergillaceae.